This is a messenger RNA of Galleria mellonella (greater wax moth), 2682 nucleotides long. RefSeq lists its product as uncharacterized. The record is from RefSeq and is a predicted model, not a curated record. Lineage: Eukaryota; Metazoa; Arthropoda; Insecta; Lepidoptera; Pyralidae. The transcript is spliced from 2 exons. The coding region runs from base 1 to 2682 and encodes 893 amino acids. Gene Ontology annotation, molecular function: nucleic acid binding. Gene Ontology annotation, biological process: DNA integration.
AUGGUUAAGGAAGAAAGAACUAAGGCAAGGGCGGUUUUUGAUGCAUCGGGCAAGGGUAGUAACGUCACAUUUGGUACUUCUUGUGCUCCGUAUUUGGCAGUCAAAUCAUUACAGCAAGUUGCUUGUGAUGAAGGUCAUAAUUUUCCAUUGGCUGCUGAGCGGGUAAAGUCUGAUUUUUAUAUGGAUGACAUUAUGACAGGUUGUUACUCUGAAGAGGAAGUUGUUGAAGUGUGUCGUCAAUUGAAGGAGCUAUUAAAAAGAGGUGGUUUUGAAUUGCAAAAGUGGAUGAGUAACCAAAUGCAUCUACUAAAAUGUCUUGAUUUAGAAAGAAAUAAUGAAGAAAGCAAUGAUAAAGAAAAAGCAAACAAUUUAGAAAUAAAAUCUGAUGAUAUAACAAAACUAUUAGGACUUACUUGGAACCGAAAUAGUGAUGAAUUUCAUUUCACGGUGAAAUCUUCUGAAAAUAACGCACCUAUAACGAAAAGAAAAGUAAUUUCAGAAAUUUCACGUUUAUAUGAUCCUUUGGGUUGGGUUGCUCCUUGUAUAAUUACCUCUAAGGUUUUUAUCCAAAAACUAUGGAUUGCUGGUAUAGAUUGGGACGAUGAAUUGCCUUCGGAACUUCUUCGAGAAUGGAAGGUGUAUCAAACUGAAUUAUCAAAAUUAGUAGAUUUCAAACUUCCAAGAUGGCUGAAAACAAAAAAUAAUGAUAUAAUUAUUGAGUUACAUGGUUUUAGUGAUGCUUCGAACGUUGCAUAUUCCGCUGUGGUUUACAUUCGAGUCAUAGAUUGUGAACAUAAAAUUCAUAGCAAUUUAGUAACAGCUAAAACAAAGGUAGCUCCAAUAAAACAAAUAUCCUUACCGCGACUGGAAUUGUGUGGCGCAGUUCUACUAGCUAAAUUGUUGAGCGAAGUAGCCGAAGUUUUAAGUAUUCCAAAGGUACAUGCGUGGACUGACUCCACAGUGGUUUUAAGUUGGUUGAAUGAUCAUCCCAGUCGCUGGAAAACUUUUAUAGCUAAUCGGACUUCAGAGAUUCUUGACAGGUUAGAUACGUCACAGUGGUCUCAUGUUUCAUCGAAAGAGAAUCCUGCAGAUUGUGCAUCACGUGGUAUUACACCUACAGCUCUUUUAGAAAAUUCUCUUUGGAUGAAUGGACCAUCAUGGUUGUUGCAAAGGAAUAUUAUAUAUACUAAACCUAAAGACAUAGUUACUCGUUUGGAGGAAAGAGUUGUAAAGGUUCAUGUUACAGGUAUUAAUGCUAAUAAUUAUAAUGACAUUGUAUCAAGAUUUUCUUCCCUGAGAAAAUUGAUUAGAGUAAUAGCCAUCUGUAGAAGAUUUUUGAAAUUAAAGGAACCAAAAGGAAUCCGUGAUUUAAUGACACCUUAUUUAUCAGUAUCAGAGCUUCAGUCAUCGUUGUUUUCCUGUAUACGGCAGAGUCAAUUAGAACAUUUUAAUAUGGAGAUACAAACUUUGUUACGAAACGAGCCUCUGAAUAAAAAAGGUUGUUUAAAUUCGUUAAAUCCUUUUCUUGAUAGUUGUAAUAUUUUAAGGAUUGGCGGUCGCUUAGAAAAUUCACAAUUGUUCGAAUAUGGCAAACAUCCUAUUAUAAUUUCAAAUAAUUGUUACUUGGCUAAAUUAAUUGUCAGAGAUGCUCACGAACGAACUUUACAUGGUGGUCACCAAUUGACACUUAAUUUUAUACGUACCAAAUAUUGGAUUCUAAGAGCGAAAAAUUUGUUAAGAAGUCAUAUUCAUAACUGUGUGCCGUGUAUUCGAUACGCCGCAAAGGCCAGGACUCAACUUAUGGGCCAAUUGCCAUCAUGUCGAGUUACGCCUAGUAAACCUUUUUUAUAUAGUGGCGUAGACUAUGCUGGUCCAAUAAAUAUGAGGGUCUCCAAAGGCAGAGGUCAUAGAUCCUUCAAAGGAUAUAUAUGUCUUUUUAUAUGUAUGGCUACUCGUGCUAUACAUAUUGAAGCAGUAUCCGAUCUCACAUCUGAAGGUUUUCUUGCAGCAUUUAAACGUUUUGUUUCCAGGCGUGGACAUUGUUGCCAACUUUGGAGUGAUAACGGAAGUAAUUUUGUAGGUGCUUCAAAAGAGCUUAGGACAUUAUUUCUUAAUGAACAGUCAUCAAUGUUAAAGGAAGUAGCUUCCACACUGGCAAAUAAUGGAACAGAAUGGCGAUUUAUUCCUCCUCAUGCCCCAAAUUUCGGAGGAGUAUGGGAAGCUGGAAUCAAGAGUACGAAGCAUCAUCUAAAACGCGUAAUCGGUGAUUCGACUCUUACCUACGAAGAGAUGACGACUGUUCUUUCCCACGUUGAAGCAUGCCUAAAUUCACGCCCACUAUUUAAAGCUAGUAGUGAUUCUGGGGAUGAGAUGCCUCUUACACCAGGACACUUUUUAGUUGGUCAACCCUUAAUAGUAGCUCCAGAUAAUAAGUAUGAUUUAACGCCACUGAGUAAUCUACGCCGUUGGCAACUUACUCAGAAAAUGGUGCAAUGUUUCUGGCGACGGUGGUCUAAAGAAUAUUUGAUACAGUUUUUUCAUCGUUACAAAUGGGCUAAUUGUACAGCAGGAUCUAAAGUAGGUGAUAUAGUUCUAGUAAUGGAAGAUAAUCUUCCAUCAGCUAAAUGUUGUUUGGCCGAAUUACAGAGUUGUAUUCCUGAAAAGACGGUAUCACUCGCGUAG